UUUUAACGUAACGUUUGACAUAAAUUUCCCCCAGUAUUAUAAUCUGUUAUGUAUUAAAUAACUCGUGUUCUACGUAAUCAGUUAUAACCUUAACCUUUAGAACGUCAACGUUAGAUUUUUGUAUCGUAAACAAAUCUUAACCAAACUAAAAUUGUGUUACAUUUUUUGAAUUUUGAAUAUUGUGAUCUGUGUAAUUAUAAUCGCCAUAAUAUUUUUAUAUGUAGAAAGUGAAUAAUUUUAAUAAUCAUCAACACUUACUAUAAACAAGUAGUAUAGUAGUACUUAUAGAUUUCUACAAUAAUAAAGAAUUUCUACCGAAGCCAUAAUGGCGGCCAUGGUAUUACCCGAAUUAUUUGCACAACAAACACCUUUCUUUAUUCAUAAUACAAAACUACUAUUAUCCAAACAUAAACAUAUUAUAAAUUGGAGAAAAACCCCGUCUAUUCUAGAGUUUGGUUUCGCAGAUGGGAAUAACUCCAAAAAUUGUUUACAACUAAUAAUUCCUCCAGACUAUAAAGAAUUUAUAGGCGCUGAUGUCUCUAAACCUAUGGUUGAUUAUGCUAGAAAAAACGUUGUACUACCAAGGUCAAAUUUUUGUCAAUUAGACAUUGCAACAGAAAGUGUUCCUGAUGAGUUAAAAAAUAGGUUUGAUCAUAUAUUCAGUUUCUUUACUAUCCAUAUGGUAAAAUUUCCCAGGCUAGCAUUUCAAAACAUCCACAGAAUGUUAAAAGAAGGAGGACAAACUUUUCAUGUAUUAUAUGAACGCAUCCCAACUGACGCAGUUUUUCAAAAAUUAAGUCAGCAUCCAAAGUGGGGAAGAUGUAAUCAGGAAAUGAUGAUAUCGCCGUACUUUGAUAAGGAAAAUCCAAGACAACAUUAUGAGAAGGAUUUAAAAGAGGCUGGAUUUGCAGAUAUUUAUUUUCAAGAGCAUAGAAAUUUGACAUAUACUUUUCCAAACGAGAAAGUUCUUACAGAUUUGUUUAUUUCUAUAAACGCAACCUUACCGUAUGUGCCUGAAAGCGAACUUGAAGAAUACAAAAAGGAUUACCUGACCAUAAUAAGACAACGUAUGAAGCAUGCUGCAGCCGAAAAAGUCAUUCCCAAUGAUCUUACAGCUAAAUAUACUUUAUUUGUAAUAUCUGCCCAAAAGCAAUAAAG
Diabrotica balteata is the source of this 1158-nucleotide messenger RNA. The record is from the annotation of a GenBank genome assembly. NCBI's taxonomy places the organism in Eukaryota, Metazoa, Arthropoda, Insecta, Coleoptera, Chrysomelidae.